Dimorphilus gyrociliatus is the source of this 3079-nucleotide messenger RNA. The record is from the annotation of a GenBank genome assembly. NCBI's taxonomy places the organism in Eukaryota, Metazoa, Annelida, Polychaeta, Dinophilidae.
GUUUUUUUGUAUUCAAAUUAAUUUUUAAAAUUCAAAAUAAACUGUUGAACAUAAGCUUAGAAAGCUAAUAAUUGACCUGACACGUUUUUCUUAAAGCUGACAGAGAUGAUAUUCGCAAGUAAUAUUUAUUAAUUUUCUAGAAUGGUGAGGGCGCUGCUGAUUUUCUACAGAACUGUAAUAUUAUUGCUUUCGUUGCAAGAUUGGAUAUUUUAUACGAAAAAUUUUUGCAGGUUCGUUUCUUCGAAUUACCUCGCAUUUGAGUCUGGAAUGCUCUUUUUGGCACUUUAUAUUUUAAGAUAAGAUAAAUUUUGGACCUGUAAGCCUCAUUCAGCACUCUUAAAGAUUUUAUGAUUCACUGGUGAUAAUAAUCGUAUAGGUAUAUGUUUAAAGUAAUACUAGUUUACUAUACGGAAAGUAUACUCUCUUUACCCACAUACAGUAUGUUGUAUUCGUAACACUAAUUAGUAAAAUUUGAGCCUUAAAGUUUAGUAUUUUUAUGUAAGUUAAAUAAAAAGAAACCUUGUAAAGUUAUUGUAAGAGCAAUAAUGUUAUGAGGAUCGGAAGAGGCCUGAGAAUUCAUGGUAUUUAUGUGAGUAGCAAGUAGUCCAACGGAAAACGUCGAUUUGGUAAGAGAUUUAUCGUAAGAAUCAUAUUGACAUCGAACGAGUAAUCGAAGAGGGAAAAAGAAUAAGUAAAAAGACGAACACGACCGAAGCCAUUCCGAAGCUUUCUUUUUAAUAUCCAAGAAAAUCUUUUAGAAAGGCGGUAAUAAUGGACCAUCUGUGAAAGAGAGAAAGUACGAUAAAAGGAAGGACAACAAGCAAGACGUCUCUUUUAUCGCAGGAUGUCGCUUUGACUCUGGCGUCACUCAUUCUAGAAAAUGUGUCUCGGCCGAAUCAACGACACGUCAUUAUUAUGUAAAUGGAUUAAUAUCACCGCUGAAAAUCGAACUACACAGGAUCAAGAUGGUUGGCGUCGAUUCAAGCCAGCCUUAGGCCUUUUGCUAACUACUUUUGCUCUCAUUACUAUUGGUGCCGUUGCUGACCUUGUUAUCGGGUCUCUUGUAAUGCCCUUCUCAAUUGUCAUGGAACUAACUGAUAACGUUUGGUAUUUUGGAAGAGAUUGGUGCGAUGUCUGGCACAGUUUUGAUGUUUUAGCAAGCACGGCGUCUAUUUUAAAUCUUAGUGUUAUAUCUUUGGAUCGAUAUUGGGCCAUUACAGAUCCGAUAGCUUAUCCAGGAAAGAUGUCGACAGGGAGGGCAUUGAUACUCAUCGCUCUAGUCUGGAUUUGUUCGUCAGCAAUCUCGUUUCCGGCCAUUUUGUGGUGGAGAGCAACUGUUCCCGAACCUAUUGAAGUCGACAAAUGCGCUUUUACAGAAGACGUAUAUUAUCUCAUCUUCUCAUCGAUAAUUUCAUUUUACUGCCCCGUUUUUAUAAUAAUGUUUGCUUAUUACAAGAUAUAUGUAGCAGCAUGUGAACAAACUAGAAGUUUAAAAUGUGGUUCGAAAGUACUAGUUAAUGAUGGGCAAUCAGGUGAAACAAUGACGUUAAGGAUGCACAGGGGUGGAGCUUAUAGAUAUGCUGAAACCACCGACUCAGAUUCGGAAUGCCCUAAUUCCCCAGCUCACUUGAUCAAUCCAAAUAAUUGCUAUACACAGCAUAUUCGACCUCCAAGAAUGGUCUCAAGGAAAUGGAAGCAUUUUGCCUUGAGUCGAAAACUAUCUAAACUUGCUAAGGAGCAAAAGGCAGCUAAGACUUUGGGUAUAGUUAUAGGGGUCUUUUGUAUAUGUUGGGUGCCAUUUUUUGUCCUAAAUGUCCUUACAGGUCUAUGCAGCAAUUGUAUCAAACACGGUGAAAUUCUGUUUCCUGUCUUCACUUGGCUAGGUUACAUUAAUUCCGGAAUGAAUCCAGUUAUCUACGCAUGUUCAAUGAAAGAUUUUAGAAGAGCGUUUUCAAAAAUUUUGUUUCAUUGGUGUCCAAAAAAUAGACUGAGAACUAGACGAAAUAAUCGUUAUAACGCUCCAUUAUCAAAUUCCAGUUUUAGCGUUAACUAUUCUGAUCAUCGCUCGAAUUCCGUUGUUAGGCUUUGAUAUUUCUAAAUACUUCGUAAAUGCUUAUAACCGUGCUUAAAUAGAAGUAUACCAUUUUAAAAAGUAAACGGAUUUUAGAGAUGUUAAAAUGAAAUGUUUGUAUACAUUCUAAACUCAGUAAAAUAUUAUUCUUGCAUAAUACGCCAACAGAUUUUAGAUAAAUUUUUAUUUGAAGGCGUAUUGCGGAGAUAGAUCUACCUAAAACUAGAGUCUUUUAUAUUAUCAUCUAUCCAUAUAAAGAAUGAAUAAUAAGUUAUCUGAUCAAGUUAUUCACUUAUAUGAAUGAAAUAUAGUUGAUAAAUUUAAUAACAAGAAAAAAAGUUCGCUGAAAAUGGUAAACAUUACAUAGCUUAUUAUUAUUGCAAGAAGCAAGGAGAGCAGCAAAGGAUCCGUAUAACAUUUGAAAAACAUAAACAUGGAUGCCACUGAUAUGUUUAAGUGCGUGCCAGGGAUAAAUAAAGGCUCACAGCUGCUUAUCGAACGAAAGAAAAACUGUUGGAGACACUAAUCUGACUUGUGGGGCGGCUUUAUGACAUUUUGUAUGUCAGACACCCAAAUUUUUAAAUAAGGUUAUUCUUGAAACAUUGAAAAUUUUAAUUUCUUCAACAAGAAGUUGGAAAGGUUGUCAUAUGGAUGAGUUGGUAGAAUAAUAUAUUAAAGUAUUUAUGAUCCGAUAUCUAAAUAUAACUGUCUUAAGUUUUUACAACAUUUGACUCCUGACUUUGUAUGCUAUAUAUAUGAGAGAAAAUUAAAGGUUAGUAAGUUUGUUUUUCAAUAUAAAUAAUAUAAAAACUUAGUCUUUCGCUUCUUGAGAUGGCAUAUUUCAGUAAGAAAAACUAGUACUUUAUCUGAACAAGUCAAAUUAAUGUCAGAUGUGCUGUAUUAUCAGAUUGAAAAAAUCAGAACGCAACGCAUUCAGUGCGUUAUUUUACUUACAGAUGGCAGCGCCAUCUACUUCACUUCACCAACUAUAAAUGCGGAUAAGCCUUU